This is a messenger RNA of Syzygium oleosum, 678 nucleotides long. RefSeq lists its product as uncharacterized. Bases 1 to 678 code for a protein of 225 amino acids. The record is from RefSeq and is a predicted model, not a curated record. NCBI's taxonomy places the organism in Eukaryota, Viridiplantae, Streptophyta, Magnoliopsida, Myrtales, Myrtaceae. The transcript is spliced from 3 exons.
AUGGAAGGAGUUCUCAGGGUGUUAGAAGGAAUUGGGAAUAUGAUGGAUAGGCAAGCUCAAGAACGAGCUAACGCGACUGCCCAAGUUGUUGAGGCCACAGCUGCUUUAGUUAAUGAAAAUGCGGGGGAUCCAGAGGCUGCUUCUAAAUGGGUUGAGGAGUUAGAAAAAGCUUUUGCUUUAUUGGGGUGUACUGAAGCAGAGAAAGUGACGCUGGCAGUGUACCAGCUUCAGGGUGCUGCGAAUGAUUGGUGGAAGGCCACGCAGGGCCGAGUGUUUCCUACGGGCGUGGAUCAGAAUUGGACGACCUUCGUUCAGGCUUUUAAUGAGAAGUAUUUCUCGAACCAAAUGACUGUGGAUCAAUAUGAGGUAGAAUUUGCCAGGCCGUCUAAAUUUGCACCGAGAAUGGUAGACCAUCCUGAGGACAAGGCGCGAAGGUUUCGAGAUGGAUUAAGGGUCGAUAUCCGCAGCCAAUUGAUACCGGUGAAUUUGAGAACUUACGAGGAAUUAUAUGAGAGGGCUCAAGCUAUCGAGCAGGAUAUGAUGGAUAGAGCUGCCGCGUCUAGAUCACGGUAUACCUCAGCCAGGGACAAUCGUCAGCAAGGAAAAAGGCCAAUGAUGGGAAACCGACGUUUCGUUCCUUUGGCAAGGAGGAAUUGGGAAAUCGUCACAUCAAGCUAA